AUUAGUUUACAUGGAGGACAAGUUCUUUCUUGGAAGACUGAGAAGGGUGAUGAAUUGUUAUUCACAAGCACCAAGGCCAACUCAAAGCCUCCUCAUCCGGUACGAGGAGGAAUCCCUAUAUGCUUUCCUCAGUUUGGAACUCGAGGAUCACUCGAGCAACACGGGUUUGCAAGAAACAAGAUGUGGCUUGUGGAAAACAAUCCACCUGCUUUACCUUCAUUUGACUCAACCGGCAAAGCCUUUGUCGAUUUGGUACUUAAAUCAUCCGAUGAAGACACUAUGAGGAUCUGGCCUCACAGCUUUGAGUUUCACCUGAGAGUCUCAUUGGCAUUAGAUGGGAACCUAACACUGAUAUCACGAGUCAGAAACAUCAAUUCAAAGCCUUUUAGCUUUGCCAUUGCCUAUCACACUUACUUCUCCAUUUCCGAUAUUAGUGAAGUUAGACUUGAAGGGCUGGAAACUCUCGACUAUCUUGAUAACUUGCACGAGAAAGAACGUUUUACAGAGCAAGGCGAUGCACUAACCUUUGAAUCUGAGAUCGAUAGAGUGUACCUAAAUUCUAAAGACGUGGUUGCUGUUUUCGACCAUGAAAGAAAACGCACAUUCCUUAUCAGGAAAGAAGGUCUACCCGAUGUUGUGGUAUGGAAUCCAUGGGAGAAGAAAGCUAGAGCACUGGCGGAUUUGGGAGAUGAUGAGUAUAAACACAUGUUGUGUGUUGAUGGAGCAGCCAUUGAGAAACCCAUCACCUUGAAACCGGGUGAAGAAUGGACCGGGAAAUUAAACCUCUCGCUUGUCUUAUCCACCUGAAAUAACCGAUACCGGUAAUGGAAAACCGAUUCUUCUGUGUGUCUUUUCAUUGGCUAUUGUUUUUUUAUGUAUAGUCUAUAGAAGAACAUCACAGUGUGUUUGUGAUUGAUUCUUCGGUAUGAUCAGAAUCCGAAAUAUUAAAAAGGAAACCUGAGAUUUGAAAAGGUCACCCAUUUUUAGGAAGUGACUAGAUAAGAUCCUGGUUUUGUGCGAGAUUUAAUUAACUUGUGUAUGAAGAUAUUGUUAUACUAUAUGAAAUUUGUAUUAUUUUAUU
Messenger RNA from Camelina sativa (false flax), 1081 nucleotides. The record is from RefSeq and is a predicted model, not a curated record. NCBI's taxonomy places the organism in Eukaryota, Viridiplantae, Streptophyta, Magnoliopsida, Brassicales, Brassicaceae.